AUGUGUAUCUUGAUAUCAAGUAUCGAACAUCCUGAUUAUCCAUUCAUUUUGUUGUCUAAUCGGGAUGAAUAUUUUAAGAGACCGACCCAAAGGGCGCAUUUCAAAGAUUAUGAUGGGGUAAGGGUAUUAUCACCCCUAGAUUUAGGUAGACAAGAGCAUGGAACAUGGAUUGCAGUAAACACAGAUGGUAAACUAGCAGUGUUAGUUAACUAUCGUGAAAAGAGCAAUAAAGACCAGAUAAGUGAAAUAUCCCGAGGGGUACUUCCAUUACAAUAUUUAAUAUCUGAUGAAUUGAAUGAAGAAUGGUAUACGAAAUUAAACAAAUUAAUAUCUGAAAAACUUCCUCUAGGAAUUCUUGAUACCGUGGAUGAUAACGUAUUGAGUAGGAUUGGUGGGUUUUCUAUCUUAUAUGGUCAACUAAACAUAAACAAAAGUACAGGAACAAUAGAACCUUUAAACAUUUUGAGUAAUAGGGGCGAUGUUGGAAAGAUUUUUGAAUCCAAUGGAGAUACAUCUAUUAGCGAUGAUAUAGAGAUUCAAAAAACAUUUGGAUUAUCAAAUUCUUUGUAUAACGAUCCCUGGAGAAAAGUAGAAUUGGGCCAAAAAAUGUUGAAAGAAACAAUUCAAAAUUCAGUCAAAGAUAACUAUACACAUGAUCAACUAAUUGAAAGUUGCUUCGAAAUAUUGAGCUACGAUACCUAUAACAGAAAUGUUGCAAAGAAUGGUACGCCACAUGAAGCAAUUCUUGAAUUAAGGAAUUCUAUAUACAUCCCACCUAUAGAGCUAGGUACUGUCAAUCAGCUCCCCGAUAGUUCUACUGUAGGUAAAUUUUAUGGUACUCGGACUCAAACAAUUAUUAUUUUAGAUAAAAAGGGCAACAUGCACUAUUACGAACGGGAUAUUCAUAGUUCUGAUUCCAUAGACAAAAAUGUAAAAUCAAAGACUAAUCAUUUUCAAUUCAAUAUUUCAAACAAAUAG
Molecule: messenger RNA, 978 nt
Organism: Debaryomyces hansenii CBS767
Lineage: Eukaryota; Fungi; Ascomycota; Pichiomycetes; Serinales; Debaryomycetaceae
Exons: 2
Coding region: 1-978 (325 amino acids)
Biological process (GO): Golgi organization; protein secretion
Cellular component (GO): Golgi apparatus
Source: RefSeq, a predicted model, not a curated record